UACGAGGCGCUUUCAUACACAUGGGGCGACGCAAGCUCACCUUUGAGCAUCCGCCUUGACAAACAGGACUUCAAGGUCACCGCGAACCUCCAUGCUGCUCUCACCGUCCUGCGUCUCCCGACGGAGCCCCGAAUUCUGUGGAUCGAUGCUAUCUGCAUUAACCAGCACGACAAUGCGGAGAAGGCUUUCCAGGUCCCGCUGAUGGGCAUGAUCUAUUCACGCGCUGCCACGGUCAACAUUUGGCUGGGACCCGAGGAAGCUGGAGGCGGGCCCAACUCCAUUUUUGACAUUCUGGACAAGACCAAGUUGGCGGGUGUUGACGGCAAGCGUCUGCAGCUCAGGACCCGUGGCAGAAAGCGAGUGACCAUCGAAACAUGGAAACCGCGGCUUGCCGAGCUGAAGGCCUUUUCCAGUCGGCCGUACUGGACCCGCAUUUGGAUCAUCCAGGAAGCCACGCUCGCC
Molecule: messenger RNA, 462 nt
Organism: Thermothielavioides terrestris NRRL 8126
Lineage: Eukaryota; Fungi; Ascomycota; Sordariomycetes; Sordariales; Chaetomiaceae
Exons: 1
Source: RefSeq, a predicted model, not a curated record